Cuscuta europaea is the source of this 1853-nucleotide messenger RNA. The record is from the annotation of a GenBank genome assembly. Lineage: Eukaryota; Viridiplantae; Streptophyta; Magnoliopsida; Solanales; Convolvulaceae.
UGCCUCCUUGCACCACCACCUUCGACCGGUGUAAAAAAUGCCAAAUGCCACUUUUUCUGAAAAUGUUAAAAAAUGGCAUAUUACUAUUUGAGAAUGCCAAAAUUUUCAUUGAAUCUGCCAUAAAUGUGGCAGUUUUUUUCCCCGGAGACCAGGGGUGGUGGUACUGGGGCGGCAGAGGAGUUGGUGAACUUUUUUUUUUGCAUUUUUUUAUUUUUUUUUUAAAAUAGUUUUUUUAAAAAGUGUAAUUUUUUUAUUUUUUCAAUUAUUAUUUUUAAAAUGUUUUUAUUAAUUUUUAUUAUUUUAUUAUGAAUUAAAACAUUUCAAUAGCUACAAGUGUAUAUUUGUCCAAGACACACAUAAUUAGUCUUAUGAAACAUAAGGGGUGUUUGGUUAGGAGCCUAUCAGCCAUUUUUUGGUUAAUUUGACUUAAUUUAGCUUUUUGACCAAAUCAAAAGUGUUUGGUUAAAUGGUUUUUUCAAUUGGCUUUUUGUUCCAAACAGCCAAAUUCCGAAACACCAACAACCAUAGCGUUUAGUACUGGCGUUUCCGCGCUUUCCUAUACUGCUCGUCUACUCUUUUCCCGUAUCGGCCUCCUACAGCAGAAAAACCCUCCACCUAAGGGUGUGUUUGGGAGUUGAGUUUUGGAGGGGAGGGGAAGGUUAAUGGGGGUUUGUGAUCAUCUUUUUCAUGUUUGGGAGUUUAAAAAUUGGAGGGGAUGGUUUUGGAGGGUUUUUGUAUCCCUUCAAAACCCUCCAAAUGCUUAAUUUUUAAGUUCUCCCAAUUUGGAGGGUUUUGGAGGAUAAUUAACAAGAUGAUAAUUUAAGCUAAAUUAAAAAUGAAUAUCAGCUCAAUGAUUUGAAUUCGUCAUAGUUGAUGGUGAUUUUAAUUAUAAUUCUUUCAAAAACUCUCUUCUUCCAAUUUUAUUACUUCCAAAUACAAAGAAAGACUUCCUCACCCUCCCCUCCCUUUCCCCUCCAACAACAUACCUCCAAAACCUUUCCCUUCCCUUCCCUUCAAAUUCCCAAACAUACCCUAAGGGUGUGUUUGGGAGUUGGUUUUUGGAGGGGAGGGGAAAGCAUGUGAGGGAAAUAAACACUCCUAUUUGUGUUUGGGAGUUCAAAUAAUAUGAGGGAAAGGUUUUGGGGUAUUAUAAAAUCCUUCUAAACCUUCCAAAACCUGAAUUUUCGGAUUCUCCCGAUUUGAGGGUUUUCUAAGGUCUAACUACGCAAAUGACAUAUUUAUCCUCUGAAACUAAUACAAUAUCCUCAUAAAAAAUUUACGAGCUGCUAAUUGCUCCAUUUCCCCCGCUGAAACCCCUCAAAUCCCAAAACCCCCAUCUUUUGAAAUUUGUAACUCCCAAACAAGAGGAUGGAAUCCCUCCUCAUCUCCCUCCCCUUCCCUUCUCUCUACUCCCCCUUCGAAGCCUUUCCUUUCCUCACCUUCAAACUCCCAAACACCGAAUUGAUCAAAGAGCAAAAAAAUAAAGAUAUGAGCAACCAGCCUUCUCCAACACCGUUUAUAUGUAUGAUACUGAUGAAAGAGAAAAAUAAUUUAGAUAUGUCAACCGAAAAUUAUGACACGCCUUCCAUCGCCUUAAAUAAGGGACUUGAGAUUGAAACUCUUUUCGAGUUUAAACCCCACUACACUGCUUCCAAGUUCAUGAUGAUAAUUGAUAAGAAUGGAAGAGAAAAAUGAUUUUCAAUUAAGUCGUACUUCAAGGGUCAAGGGUCCAAGUUUAGUUGGAACCACUUUGGCGUUUUAGUACCAUUUUACUAUUUUACGGGGUAUCUUUGCUAAUUAGUACGGAGUAUUAAUAAAAAUUAAUUGUUGUCUUUAAAAGUCAUUUAACAAGU